Anastrepha obliqua is the source of this 795-nucleotide messenger RNA. RefSeq lists its product as uncharacterized. The record is from RefSeq and is a predicted model, not a curated record. The transcript is spliced from 2 exons. Bases 55 to 702 code for a protein of 215 amino acids. Lineage: Eukaryota; Metazoa; Arthropoda; Insecta; Diptera; Tephritidae.
GAAAACAAAUUGAGGGAAACAGAUUUUUUUGUUUGUAUUUUUUAAGCUAUUAACAUGUCAAACGGUGUAAUUAUACUGCUCUUACUCGGCACAACAACGGUGUUGUGGCAACAGGCUGAGGCGAAACCAUUUCUAUUAUUGGCGCCAAAUUUCUUUGUCCUGACAACUAGAGCGCCCUCUACAGGCAGUAUAUCAUCUUCCACUUCCUACUCCUCUUCCUUCUCCUCGCCAGCAUCCAAUGGUCUUCUUCAACUGCCCACUGGAAUUAUAAGUCGGAAACUAAAUCUUGUAACUAGUCUACUCUCCGGUUUUGGCGGCAAUGCUGGUCGAAGUGGCGGCAUUGGUGGCGGUUUUGGACUUGGUUUCAAAUUCAAAUCGGGAAUUACUACGCGUAGACCAGUAACAACAACUCAAAGUACCACAGAGCCAAAUACCGUUUUUACACCGGAAGUAACUACAAAUACACCAACAACUACUAGUCCCUACACUAUAACUGAGAGAGCGACAACAACAACUGAGGCGAUUGGAAGCACUACAACGGGCAUUGUUGUUACUAUUAAACCAACAGUGGUUCCUCAACGACCAGCAGUUAUUACAACAACCGAGAGAGCGAGUGGUUAUGGUUAUGAAAUUCCACGUCGGGAUAGUGAAAAUGAGAUUUCUCGUGGUAAUGUAAAUAAUAUGUAUUUACCCCCUCUAUAAGGAAGAAAUAUUGUAUCAUAUGUACAUACAUACAUAUAUAGGGAGGAGACAACGAAUUAACAUAGAGUGUACAGAUUUAAUUAUUUUAAUUUA